CACCUCUUUUUUUUUUUUUCCUUCGGUACUGUACGGUUUUACAUACGUUCUGCACGUGGACGUGGAGUAGGGUUUAUCGGAGAGAGGAAGAGGGGAAGUAGAUGGGCCAGCAAUCGUUGAUCUACAGCUUCGUGGCGCGGGGGACGGUGAUCCUCGCCGAUUACACCGACUUCACCGGGAAUUUCACCGGUGUCGCCUCGCAGUGCCUACAGAAACUUCCAGCAACCAACAACAAGUUCACUUACAAUUGCGACGGAUACACCUUCAAUUACCUCGUCGAGGAUGGAUUCACAUAUUGUGUUGUUGCUGUUGAAUCUGUUGGAAGACAGCUUCCCAUGGCAUUUCUUGAGCGAAUCAAGGAAGAGUUUACCCAAAAAUAUAGUGGAGGAAGGGCAGCUACAGCUGUUGCAAACAGCCUGAACAGAGAGUUCAGUCCUAAAUUGAAGGAGCAAAUGCAGUAUUGUGUAGAUCAUCCAGAGGAGAUCAACAAACUUGUUAAGGUUAAAGCUCAAGUUUCUGAAGUUAAAGGGGUGAUGAUGGAAAACAUUGAGAAGGUUCUUGAUCGUGGAGAGAAAAUUGAACUUCUGGUUGAUAAAACUGAGAAUCUUCGUUCGCAGGCACAGGAUUUCAGGACACAAGGAACAAGAAUUAGGAGAAAGAUGUGGUUUCAAAACAUGAAGAUAAAGCUGAUUGUUCUUGGUAUUAUCAUCGCAAUAAUCCUUAUCAUAGUUUUAUCUGUUUGCCAUGGAUUCAAAUGCCAUUAAUGUGUGUGUGUGCCUGCCUGCCAAUCUGCUGCUUUCAUUUCUCCCUAAAUUCUUCGGCAACUUGCGAUAUCCGAAAUUCAAUUCUGUAUUUUUGCAAGAGAUAGUGUAGUUUCUGUAUAGAGUAUAGGUUGUGUUUUUGCCUGAAUAUAUUGGUAGAACACUAGAACUAGAACUAGAACAAAACUCAACUUGACUUCAGUGUUGUGUGCAUCUGUGUUUGUUCUAAUAUUGUAGUUGGAAUUUGAAAUUUUAACCCUUCCCUUCUCUCA
Molecule: messenger RNA, 1033 nt
Organism: Andrographis paniculata
Lineage: Eukaryota; Viridiplantae; Streptophyta; Magnoliopsida; Lamiales; Acanthaceae
Product: vesicle-associated membrane protein 721-like
Exons: 5
Coding region: 102-764 (220 amino acids)
Biological process (GO): vesicle-mediated transport
Cellular component (GO): membrane
Source: RefSeq, a predicted model, not a curated record